Messenger RNA from Balearica regulorum gibbericeps (East African grey crowned-crane), 558 nucleotides. The record is from RefSeq and is a predicted model, not a curated record. Lineage: Eukaryota; Metazoa; Chordata; Aves; Gruiformes; Gruidae.
CCUCUUCCUUUCUUUCUGCCUUCAGCUGUACUGCAAGCCCGCUGCUACUCUCACGGGUCACAAGAAUCAGAUGAAGAAUUUGAUGCUCGCUGGGUGACGUAUUUCAACAAGCCAGAUAUUGACGCCUGGGAGCUCAGGAAAGGCAUAAACACGCUUGUGGGUUAUGACCUUGUUCCGGAACCAAAAAUCAUCGAUGCGGCUCUGAGGGCGUGCAGACGGUUAAAUGAUUUUGCCAGUGCCGUCCGCAUCUUAGAAGUUGUAAAGGACAAGGCAGGACCUCACAAGGAAAUCUAUCCUUACGUUAUCCAGGAACUUAGACCAACUUUGAGUGAACUGGGAAUCUCCACUCCGGAGGAACUGGGCCUGGACAAAGCAUAAACUGUAUCGGUGCAUUACUCGAGCAUUUUGCUGAUGCUACCUGAUUGUACGCGGUCGCCCGGAGACACAAACGUUUAAAAUAUUACCUUUUAUUUGCCAGAACUUCUUCCUUUAUUGAGUCACAAUGUAGGCGAUGCGAAGUUGGACCUAAUAAAGGAAAAAAUAGUUUGACUGAUGUGG